This is a messenger RNA of Vollenhovia emeryi, 3193 nucleotides long. Its product is annotated as homeobox protein Nkx-3.2. Gene Ontology annotation, biological process: cell differentiation; regulation of transcription by RNA polymerase II. The record is from RefSeq and is a predicted model, not a curated record. NCBI's taxonomy places the organism in Eukaryota, Metazoa, Arthropoda, Insecta, Hymenoptera, Formicidae. Gene Ontology annotation, molecular function: DNA-binding transcription factor activity, RNA polymerase II-specific; RNA polymerase II cis-regulatory region sequence-specific DNA binding. The coding region runs from base 893 to 1903 and encodes 336 amino acids. The transcript has 3 exons. Gene Ontology annotation, cellular component: nucleus.
CAAGCUCGCUUAGGAGAGCCGAGAUCGGGAGGGUGGGCGAAAGAAGAACGUCAUCGAGCUCGUUAAGGAGAGAAGAGAACGAUCAUUUCUAUGACAUGCAGUGAGACAGUGAUCGAUAGCUGAUGAGAGCGUCGUCGGAAUCUGAUAAGCGUCGAGCUUCGCAUCUCUCGGUGACAAAACCGCCUAGAAGGUCUACGUGGAAGGUACGGAGACCUUCGUGAAAACAGAAAGAGAUACGGGAGGAGAAGAGGGCGAGAAGAGGGCGAAGCGUCUCUUAGGUGGGGGUUGGUCGAGCGAAAGAGGGAGGCUCUUCUCGAGGGAGGAAGGGAGAGCUGCGGGUUGAGUGUGGUAAUUCGAAAAAUAAGUCUCCGCGGGCGACAAGCACACUUGACCGAAGCACACUCGAAUCGGAAGGGUCGAGCACUCGGGAAUAACAAUUAAUAAACGCCAGUCGGCCUACCAGCGAGCCUCUGGCCGCUCGAGGGCCUCCAAGGAUUAUGUGAACGCGGAAGACGCCUAACAUUCGUCGGCCGAGCCUCCGUUCCAACGUGUCGACAACGGGCAAGCGAGAACGACAGCAUGCGUGGCUGAGGAAAGUUAACGUACAAUCUUUCCGUUUGUUUUUUUCGAGUUUAUAAAGGUGAAAGAAGUCAAGGUUUUUCGUGAAGAAGAGACAAGGUAGUGUGAAUUUACACGGUGAGAAUGCGUAACAUGUGACGCGGACGAGCUUUCCCGUGCGUGGACAAUCUACGACGAUUGUAACUAUGAGGAAGAAGAUCGAGGAAGACGAGAGGAUCUGAAGAGAGGAGACAUCGAGAGCACGGAAAGAGUUGUUUCGAAGUAGCUCUCAUUACGAUCGUCGCGAGGAAGAGAACAGUAGCAAAGCGGCGUGAUGGAAGACGACAAACGCAGCGAAGCCUCGCCGAAGCCCCUUCAACCGACCCCUUUUAGUAUCGCUGACAUCCUCAGCCGGAGAAAUUCUUGCGCGGAUUCAAGAAGAUGCGACCUGGAGAAAGUCCAGGCCGCCGUCUCCACGCCGAUGAGAAGACACAAUCGCGAGUACGAGCGCGUGGAGAACGAGCAGCUUGACGGAAGCUACGAUCAUGAUCAGGUGAUUCAUUAUCCGAGGCUGCCCACUCCGGAGUUAAGCAUGGCGCACGAGUUGGAUAUCUUAAGAAGAAACCUGGCGCAAGCGAAUUUGUCAAAUUUCGGAGGCAUCCCGCACUUGAGCCAAGGAACAUUCAAGAAUCACUUCGAGACUUUGGGAAACUUGACGGCGUAUCCGCCUGUUAAAGAGCCGAUGGAGACUUCACAUAGACAGCAGGACGAAGCCUUAGACAUGAGUAAAAAUAAAUAUCUAGAUGAGGCAGAGGACGACGCGUACGAAUCGCAAAAUUCAGGCCAAAGUUUGCAGAACAGAAAAAAGCGCAGCAGGGCAGCGUUCUCGCAUGCACAAGUCUAUGAACUGGAGAGAAGAUUUGCCGCUCAAAAGUAUCUGUCCGGUCCGGAAAGGGCAGACCUAGCACGUGGCUUAAAACUAACAGAGACGCAAGUGAAGAUCUGGUUUCAGAAUCGACGGUAUAAGACCAAGCGGCGCCAACAGCAGGAAUUGGGCGCCCUCGUGAACUCUGGAAGCGCCAGGCGUGUGGCGGUGCGCGUCCUGGUACACCCAGAUGAACAUCUGAGGGGAUUGCCUCUUCGUGGUUCCGGACAACUUCCCGGGCAAAUGUCGAGCCCGCAAAUUCAUCCCGCGAACAAAGCGCUCGGCGGUUUCCCGUAUUAUUGCCUGCCGUACCACCCGCUACUCUGCCCACCCCUACAUGCCACCCACGUUCAGGUACAAAGCCCGAUCACACCCGAUUUCGAUCCAAAUCAAAUUUCGAAGAUCAAAGACGAGAAGUGAACGAUAGACUUCUCUGGAAGUACCGACUAUCGUUCCACGUCUAAACGAAGAUGAUGGUACUUCAGAGAAUGAUGCAAAAUAUCAUCAUUUAGAGAAUGACACUUUUUAGAUAGAGAUAUCGUGAGGAAUAUACAAAAAACUCUUUUUGGAAAGUUUAUCAUUUUGCCCGAGAAAUGAAUUGAAAGACUUGGGCAAUAGUGUGUUCGACUACAGGAAAAUCGUAUAUAUGUGUAAAAAUUUUACAUUGUUUUUAUAUAACUUUAAUAAUGAUAAUUUUUUUAAAGCGAAAAACUUAAAAAUACAUUCGAAAUUUGACUACACCUAUACUAGAUGUUAUAUUUUAUGACAUUUUUUAAUAUCUCAUUUAAUAACAACUCUAACUUAACACACAUUAGCGGCCGUUGCUAUUUUUUUUUAGAUUAAUAUCUUAUUUCUUCUAGAAACGAUAGGAUUCUAAAAUUUUACGACUUUUCAUUAAUCAUUGGAUCAAUCGCUUGAUUGAGGAAAAGUCACAAAAUUUUAAAAUCCUAUCUUUUAUACAAGAGACAGGAUAUUAAUCUAAAAAAAUUGGAAACGGUCAGAAAUGAUCGUUCGAUACUUUUAGUGUUAACACGUUAUUUCUAAGACUUUCAAUUGCAUUUCUAUCUAUGUACACACUUUAUGCGCAUAGAAGGUUGGUUCUUCGGAAUUACAUUAACAUGCAUAAAUAACUGGAUUUAUUCGUCAUCUAAUAGCUGUCUGAGAUCAUCGCGUAUUUAUUAUAAUUCAAUGGCGAUGUAAAAGCAAUCGUGUAAAUUAGUCUGUAAAUAAGUGUAUAAAAUACGAAAUAUCAAGUCUUCUGUAUUUUCUUCUGUUAUUUGAGGUAUCAAACUUUAAACUUGAAAGGGAGUAGAAUUUUUAAAUCAAGUUAAUGGUUUUAUUAGCUUCCUAUUAAUCCUUUGAUGUUUUUGGAUUUCAAAGUUUCAUAUCUCGGAAAGAAGAAAAAUAAAGAUGACGUUGCACAACUAUUAUAUUAUAAAAUUAUCGUGCUUUUUAUCUUAAUUGAGAGAAUGUUGUCUGAUGUAGAAAUUACAGAGCACGAUUGUUCGAAAGUGAAAAUGAAAAACGUGUUCUUCAAAUUACUAAUGGAAUAUGUGCAAUUAGUAGCGAAACGUGUGUAAUGUAAAAUGUAAAAUGAAUUAAAUAUUUAAUGCUAAUUAAAUUUGUUUAACAUGCGCCAUGCGUGUAUCAUGUUCAAAUUCAAUUUAUUGUUUAAGUACAGACGCGUAAAUGUCUUUAAAUAUAUGUAUA